Messenger RNA from Zootermopsis nevadensis, 1315 nucleotides. RefSeq names its product splicing factor 3A subunit 2. Gene Ontology annotation, molecular function: zinc ion binding; nucleic acid binding. Gene Ontology annotation, biological process: spliceosomal complex assembly. The record is from RefSeq and is a predicted model, not a curated record. Gene Ontology annotation, cellular component: catalytic step 2 spliceosome; U2 snRNP; nucleus. Lineage: Eukaryota; Metazoa; Arthropoda; Insecta; Blattodea; Termopsidae.
CCGUGACCUUUACGUUGCAAAAUCUGAGCUGUACCACAGAUGUUUAGUAACAAUGUUGGCAUUAACUGUGUUCAUUUUGGUGAUGUGAUUGUUUACGAUUUGCUUGGUGGUGCCGAAUAUUCUUGUAUUGUGUUAUCACUCUAGCAUAUAAUCCACUUACUGACACAGUAUGGAUUUCCAAAAUCGUCCUGGUGGCAAAACGGGAGGUGGUGGACAGGCAUCAUGGUCAGAAAGCAACAGAGAUCGUCGAGAACGUCUCCGUCAGUUAGCACUUGAAACUAUUGAUUUAAAUAAGGAUCCGUAUUUUAUGAAAAAUCAUUUAGGCUCAUAUGAAUGUAAACUUUGUCUUACGCUUCAUAACAAUGAGGGAAGCUAUUUGGCCCAUACGCAAGGCAAGAAACACCAAGCCAACCUAGCUCGUAGAGCAGCUAAGGAAGCAAAGGAAUCACCUCAGCAGCCUGCACCAGAAAAGCCCAGAGUUGAACCUAAGAAAUUUGUUAAGAUUGGUCGCCCAGGAUACAGAGUCACGAAGCAACGUGAGCCUGAAAGUGGUCAACAAAGUUUGCUUUUCCAGAUCGAUUAUCCCGAAAUAGCUGAUGGAAUAUCUCCCCGACAUCGUUUCAUGUCCGCGUAUGAGCAAAAGGUUGAACCUCCUGACAGGAAAUGGCAGUAUUUGCUGUUUGCUGCAGAACCUUAUGAGACCAUCGCAUUCAAGGUACCAAGUCGUGAGGUGGAGAAAACAGAAGGAAAAUUUUGGACUCAUUGGAACAAAGACACAAAGCAAUUUUUUCUUCAGUUUGCUUUCAAGAAUGAUCCAAAACAGCAGCCACAAGCUAAACCUCCACCUCCCCCUACACCACCUCUAAGACCCCCUGGACCACCCCCAAAUCUUCCACCACCUCCCAUGCCUCCUCCUCCUUUGGUUCAUCCGCCGCCUCCACCAAGACCGCUACUCCCACCUGGUAUGCCACCCCCACCACCUUUGUUUAACCCCGUACCACCCCCUCCGCCCAAGUUAGGGAAUCUUCCUGUUCCUCCACCACCUCCUAAGAUGAACUGAAUUGGAAUUUGACUAGCUCAGCUAAGAACUGGUAUGAAAAUGUACUUUUUUUGUAUUGAAAGGUGAAAAAUUGUUUGUAUUUUAUAAGAAUUAGGGUGUGUUUAUGUUGUUUAUAAUAAUGCUUUGCAUUUCAUUGUAUGGUACAGAAUGCUUAUUACUGCACUAUUACAUAAUUUAUGUAACAUUGCAUUCAUAAUACUGUAAAACUGUGUAAUAUGACAGUGUAAAAACUUAAUAUAGUACUUCAACCCUUUA